Molecule: messenger RNA, 918 nt
Organism: Bombus pascuorum
Lineage: Eukaryota; Metazoa; Arthropoda; Insecta; Hymenoptera; Apidae
Exons: 3
Coding region: 138-599 (153 amino acids)
Source: RefSeq, a predicted model, not a curated record
UUCCACUAAAUUCGGUCUACUUAGUAUCAUUCAUUUGGUGAACUUCGUAUAAACACUCUUCUCGUAAGGUUACGUUUAUGAACACGAUUAUUUGGCCAGUAGUUUAUUGACAACAGUUGUGGUAAGACGAACGAACAAUGGCCGCUGCAGGAAGUACGAGUGCCGGUACAAUUUUGCAGAAACUCGGUUUAAAGCCGAUCACGAAAUGUAGUCUUGUCAAAUUUUACGCUCCUGCUUUCGGCGUUGCUUCGUACACCGCAUUAUCUAUCAACGUGAUGAAUCCGAGUCUUGUCAUCAGGGUCUUUCCAAAAAAAGAUAUUACAAACUUCUUAUUGGGAAGUGCUCUUCUUGGCACUGGCUCUUACAUAUACAGUCGUGAUCACAUGAAAAGUGCUUCUACAAGUGUAAAAGUUUUGUAUAGUACUGCUGGUGCUGUAUUACUGAGCUUUGGAUCAGUGUUAGUAUGGGCUGUACUUCGAUCCAUUGUACCACCUAAUCCAACUCUAUGUACAAUAAUUGGUAUUAGUUCUGGGCUUGCAUUCAUCAAAGUUGGUUCCAGUUAUCUAAACUUUGUUGAUAGUCAGAUACCAAAGAAGUAGAUUGAAAUAAGUUUUGUGAUUGACAUAUGAUCAAUGUAUAUCAAAUACAUCCAAACAAAAAAUUUGCAAUAAUAUAACAUAAAAUAGCAGAUUAUAUUGAAUUGAUAACACAGAAAGAAAUUUACGCACUAAGCAAGGAAUUCUUGAAUGUUUAUAAAUUUUUAUACUUUCUAUGAUCUUUGCUCUAUAAAUGUCAGCAAAUAAGAAGUCAAAUUAUGUUGAAAAUAAUCAUGAAUUACUUUUAUUCUGUAUUUGUUAAUUAUUUGCAAGUUCUAAUAAUUACACAGAGGACAUAUAAAAUAAAAAUUUAAAUAUCAUU